AUGGCCCCGAUCAUGAACUGCAAUUGCACCCCUACCAGUCUCAUCGUUGAACGACGCAUCUUUCUGACUCCUCCCGUCAUCCAAUGUCGCUACGAGUCAGAGACGCCUUUGCUGGACGCCAUGGAGGGCAAGCAGCACGCCCAAACCUGUUCGUUACCGAGCUUCGUCACCGCACAAAGCUCCGCAGUACAAUGCGAUAUCGCAGCAAGCAAUAGCAAAGCAGCCGGCGGCGAGACCAAGGACUUCUGCUUGCCCGUGUUCGAACAUCCGGAUAAGAAGCGCGCACUGCUGCCAAAGAAUGCGACAUUGGCUGGGGUGCAACGACGAGCUUGA
This is a messenger RNA of Moesziomyces antarcticus, 333 nucleotides long. RefSeq lists its product as uncharacterized. The record is from RefSeq and is a predicted model, not a curated record. The coding region runs from base 1 to 333 and encodes 110 amino acids. NCBI's taxonomy places the organism in Eukaryota, Fungi, Basidiomycota, Ustilaginomycetes, Ustilaginales, Ustilaginaceae. The transcript has a single exon.